Molecule: messenger RNA, 909 nt
Organism: Musa acuminata AAA Group (dessert banana)
Lineage: Eukaryota; Viridiplantae; Streptophyta; Magnoliopsida; Zingiberales; Musaceae
Exons: 8
Coding region: 65-778 (237 amino acids)
Cellular component (GO): chloroplast stroma
Source: RefSeq, a predicted model, not a curated record
GGUCACUUAUGAUGGAUAGCGCUGGCUCCAUCUACCCAGCUGAGGCAGGCACUCGAAGCUCGUCAUGGCUGCCAUGAUCGUCCCUUCCGCCGCUGCAGUCGUGGUGAAGACCUUCACGCUGAGGAGGCGGCAGAAUAGGAGAAUUCUAUGCGUCGGCUGGGACCCUGAAGGUAUACUCGGGCCGCCCCAGCGUGGCCACAUCGCGCGGCUCGAUCUGAAGCGGCGGCUGGAGAAGGACGCGGUCGCCCGGGAGGCCUUCGACCGCCAGCUGCGAGAGGAGCGGGAGCAGCGCCGCAAGCGUCGAGAGGCUCGUGUGGUGCCGGAGACGACCGAGGGACUGAUAGAGUACUUUCUAGACAGUGAAGCGCGGGACAUCGAGGUGGAGAUCGGGAGGUUGCGGCCCCGGUUAAACAAAGAGUUUUUCGAUCACCUACGAGUUGAGCUUGGACAACUCCGUUUUGCAGUCAAUAGAACUACGGAGAUGGAGGACAGGUUGAUUGAGCUGGAAGCAAUGCAGAAGGUCUUGCAAGAGGGCACAGAAGCAUAUGAUAAGAUGCAAACUGAUCUCGUAUCAGCCAAAGAAAGGCUUAUGAAAAUACUGCAGUCUAAAGACAGGAAAUCAACUUUGCUCGAGAUGGUUGAGAGGAAUGAGCUGAGCAGAUCUAUUUUGGCGCUGCUUGACGAGAACAUAGCGAGCGCGAUAAGUAACAAUCAGAAAGAAGCUGCAGCUUUUAUGGAGGAUGUGCGUUCAACUAUUCUGAAGUAUAUGACAGUAUGAUAUAUGCAAACUCAUUCUUUUGUGAACUUGAAUGCUCCAUUGUUCCUGCAAAUUUCAUGUAUGUUAUGUCGUCAGAUGUUUGUGUAGCAAGUUGAUGGCGAAGCAUGAAGAUUCUCUCAAAAUUACCUUUA